AUGAGGGCGCUGCUCGCCGUGGGGGCUGACGUGGGGGCGAGGGACGGGGCGUGGGGGUGGACUGCCCUGCACGUCGCAGCAUCCAGGGGAGACGUCGAGGCGGCGAGGCUGCUGGUGGAUGCGGGGGCGCCUGUGGACGCCAGGAGCACCUGGCAGCAGUGGAUGCCUCUGCGCGUGGCCGCAGGGAGGGGCAGGGCCGCUGUGGCGCGACUGCUUCUUGGGGCGAACGCCGACCCCAACGCCAGGGAUGCUGGUGGGUGGACGCCGCUGCACUUGGCGGCACGCUAUGGCAACGCGGAAGUGGCGGCUGCCCUGCUCGAGGCGGGGGCCGACUGGGGGGGGGCCACAACUGGUGACAGUGGGGCCACAGCGCUGGACCUCGCCAGGGAGAACGAGGACGGACGGCUGAUGGAGAUGCUGUCAUGA
Messenger RNA from Schistocerca piceifrons (Central American locust), 426 nucleotides. Its product is annotated as ankyrin repeat and protein kinase domain-containing protein 1-like. The record is from RefSeq and is a predicted model, not a curated record. Gene Ontology annotation, molecular function: protein binding. The transcript has a single exon. NCBI's taxonomy places the organism in Eukaryota, Metazoa, Arthropoda, Insecta, Orthoptera, Acrididae. The coding region runs from base 1 to 426 and encodes 141 amino acids.